Molecule: messenger RNA, 820 nt
Organism: Geodia barretti
Lineage: Eukaryota; Metazoa; Porifera; Demospongiae; Tetractinellida; Geodiidae
Source: the annotation of a GenBank genome assembly
AACAGUUAAGAAUCAUGGAGAGGCUCGCUGAGCAUGACUCCAUAAAAAGUCUCCCUUUGCCUAGAGUGGAAUCUGCCGAGGUUGUUCACACUGGACCCUACCAGAGCCAGAGAUGAUUCUCGCAGUAGCAGUAAUUCUGUUUUCAGGGGCGAGUUUUGGGGUACUUGUUGCAGCCCAGAGGGACGUGGAGUUCCCUAAAGAGAUAGUGGACACUGCUCCCUGCCUUCCUAGCCAUGGGAAUGCAUCUAUAACCAGGCUCAACUCAUCUGAGAACUACUACCAGGGAGGGCGGGGGAGAAGGUCCCGGCAAGCUGUCGAGGCUCUGGUGGACGGAAUGUAGACUAGUGUGGCAACUCAAAAAUUACCUGAAGGUUUUCAUUCUGUUUGCCAUGACGGAGUUUCUAGCUAAGUUAUAAACAAAGAAUUUGUUUGUGCUGUCUUUACUCAGACCUUAAUAAAGAGAAGCUCCUUUUUUAUUGCUUUGGCUCAUGUCCCAUGCAGGUACUCAGUACUCCAAGCAGAGGACAGGCCGGCCUUCUCUGAAGUAAGGACACAAGUGUAGAGGGUAUUCUGGAGAACAAGGCUGGCUACACUGACCUCAACAUGAACGCUGCUCUGGAGGCGGGGCUCCAGUCACCUGACUCCACCCACAAGUACCAGGGACUAUAUAGUGGCCACUCUCCACUCCCUGCAAAACUCACACUAUACUGAGCUGAGAGCUGAGGAGUAUUCGGAUGAAGAACUGACAGAGUCUGGAUACAUCAAUGCAUAGCACUAGACUGUAUUAUAAUGUGCACAAGUAAAUUCAUGUUCAGAAUUG